Messenger RNA from Linum trigynum, 2457 nucleotides. The record is from the annotation of a GenBank genome assembly. Lineage: Eukaryota; Viridiplantae; Streptophyta; Magnoliopsida; Malpighiales; Linaceae.
AUGCAAGGCGAGUCAAAAGCCUUGGUGGAUACCGCUGCCACGGACAACUUUCUUCGCAUCGAGGAGGCAAACCGGCUGGGUAUUACCUACGAGAAGGGGCAAGGGAGGCUCAAGACGAUCAAUUCGGAGUCCAUCCCGAUCCAUGGAGUUGCUCACAACGUACCAAUGAAGCUUGGCGAGUGGGAAGGCCUCAUCGACUUUUCCUUCGUCACCAUGGACGAUCACCCAGUCAUCAUCGGCAUCAACUUCCUCGACAAGGAGGGAGUGCUCUUGAAGCCCAACUCCAACACAAUGUGCUUGGAGAAGGAAGGGGAGUUUCAUGCGGUCCAUCUCUUGAGAGAAGAUGGUCCCCAUAGUGCUCUAUCCGCUAUGCAAGUGGUGAAGGGGUUCAAGAAGAAUGAACCAACCUUUCUUGUGUCCUUGAAAAUGGAGGAAGAAGGAGGUUCAACGGGAAUCACAACUCCCAUCAUCGAAGGCGUCCUCGAAGAGUUCGAUGACGUGAUGCCAUCGGAGUUGCCGAAGAAGCUGCCACCAAGAAGAGAGGUGGACCACAAGAUCAAGUUGGAGCCAGGAGCGAAGCCCCCUUCGCGAGCACCAUACCGCAUGUCGCCACCGGAAUUAGAAGAAUUGCGGAGGCAGCUCAAGGACUUGGUGGACGCCGGCUACAUGCGGCCAUCGAAGUCACCUUUUGGAGCACCGGUGCUGUUCCAAAAGAAGAAGGAAGGGUCGUUGCGGAUGUGCAUCGACUAUAGAGCCAUCAACAAGUUGACGGUGAAGAACAAGUGGCAUAUUCCCAACAUUGCCGACUUGUUCGACCAGCUUGGAGAUGUGAUGUGGUUCACCAAGCUAGAUCUUUGCUCGGGCUACUAUCAAGUGCGGAUAGCAGAGGGCGACGAGCCAAAGACGGCUUGUGUGACGAGGUACGUCUCUUACGAGUUUCUUGUGAUGUCAUUCGGUCUCACCAACACACCAGCCACGUUUUGCACUUUGAUGAAUCAAGUGUUCGAGCCAUUCUUGGACCGGUUUGUCGUGGUCUACUUGGAUGACAUCGUUGUGUAUAGCAAAACACUCGAUGAGCAUGCCAAGCAUCUACGCCAAGUCUUCCAAGUCCUUCGCGACAACGAGUUGUACGUCAAGAGGGAGAAGUGCACAUUUGCCGCCACGGAAGUUCCAUUCUUGGGGCACGUCAUUGGUGGAGGCAAGUUGAAGAUGGAUGGAGCAAAGGUGCAGGCAAUCCAAGAAUGGGAGCCGCCGACGAAGGUGCCAGAGUUGCGGUCAUUCCUCGGCCUUGCCAACUACUAUCGGAGGUUUAUCAAGGGCUACUCCAACAUUGCAGUGCCCUUGACGGAUCUCUUGAAGAAGAACAAGGCGUGGGAUUGGUCGGAAAGGUGCCAAGAAGCAUUCGAGGCCUUGAAAGCAGCGGUGACGAAGGAGCCCGUGCUCGUGCUCCCCAACCCGACGAUGGCCUACGAAGUGCAAACCGAUGCAUCCGACUUCGCAAUCGGGGGCUUGUUGAUGCAAGAUGGGCAUCCCAUUGCCUUCGAGAGUCGGAAGCUCAGCGAGACGGAGAGGCGAUACACCGUUCAAGAGAAGGAGAUGACGACCGUGGUGCAUUGCUUGCGCACAUGGAGGCACUACUUGUUGGGGUCGAAGUUCGUAGUGAAGACGGACAACGUGGCAACGAGCUACUUUCUGACGCAGAAGAAGCUCACCCCUAAGCAAGCAAGGUGGCAAGACUUUUUGGCCGAGUUUAACUUCGUCAUGGAGUACAAUCCAGGCAAGGCGAAUUCCGUUGCCGAUGCUCUUAGCCGCAAGAGUGCAGCCGCAAGCAUCAGCCACCCCACGUUUCCUUUGAAGGAGCGGAUCGUUGAAGGCCUUGGCCAUGACCCCUUCGCCAAAACCGUAGCGGAGUACAUCGAGCAAGGUAAAACUCGGUGGUUUUGGAUGAAGGAUGUGCUCAUCAUGACCAAGGGAGAGCGGGUGUUCGUGCCAAGAUGGGCCAACUUGAGGAAGGAGAUCAUGAAGGAGUGCCAUGAUUCCAAGUGGGCGGGCCAUCCCGGCAUCGAGAGAACGCAAGCGCUCAUCGAAGAAGCAUACUUCUGGCCGCGUAUGAGAGACGACGUGGAGAUGUAUGUGAAGACUUGUCUUGUGUGCCAACAAGACAAGAUGGAGCAGAGAAGUCCGGCAGGCUUGCUAGAGCCCUUGCCCACGCCUCAACGACCAUGGGAGAGUGUAAGCAUGGACUUCAUCAUCGGACUUCCUAAAGUCGAUGGAUGCGGUUGCAUCAUGGUUGUGGUGGACAGAUUCUCGAAGUAUGGAGUGUUCAUUCCUGGGCCAAAAGACUUGACGGCAGAGGAUGCGGCACGUCUAUUCUUCAAGAACGUGGUCAAGUAUUGGGGCAUUCCUAGCAGCAUUGUGAGCGACAGAGAUGGGCGCUUCACCGGCAGAUUUGGGUGA